AUGACGACGGCAGCGACCCCAGCUGAGAUGAUCCCUCAGCUCGAGGCUGCUCGUAAACUCGCUCUCGGGGAUCCUCAAGUGUACAAUCAGGUCCUGCCCGGGAUCUUGCCUAUCAUCGGUUCUACUCCCCAUGUCGAAGUUCGAAGAUGGGGCGCAGACUUUCUGGCCGAAGCCUUCUCAAGUCCUUCCCUACCAAACGCACAGAAAGAGCAGUUGUCGACGGAAGUGGUACCAGUCCUAAGAGCAAUGCUGGAGACGCAAGGGCAGGACAUGGAGGUUGUCAAGGGCGUGGUUCAGGCGGCGGCCAGUUUAUAUCCUUUGGUUUUCAGACGAGUAAUAUCGCGUCCCCCGGAGGCUACAUUAUGGCAAGAAAUGAGCACAAUGAAGUUGAACAUCCUGCAGCGCAUGGACUCUGCCCCGGUUGCGAUCAGGAUAUGCUGCAUCAAGUUCGUCCAGAAAGUGGUGCAGGUCGAGACCCCUGGAGUCAUUACAGAUCCUCGACGACCCGACCAAAACGAAGUAUCUAUAGCUCUUGUCCCGAGAACUCAUCCUUUCCUACAGUUACCAAACCUCGAAGCUGAAGCAUCAGGCUUGCUGGACAGACUGUUGGGUGUCUUCCUCGAGAACUCAAUGGAUCCGAUUGUGAUUGAUGCCACUCUCAAUUGCUUAGCAGUUCUUAUUCGAACCAGACCUCCCAUUUCAACCAAGAUUGUAUCUGCCAUCCUCAAUUUCAACCCUAUAAAGCAAGUCAAUUCUCCUAUGACCCCUCGAAUCAUGGUUAUUGUUCGGUCGAUGGAGAGGACAACACGAGCGCUGUUAAAAUGGGUACUGCGGACGUGUCCCAAUCAUCCGCUAGAACAAAAGAUACAAGCAUACCUCAUGCGUUUGCAGCAAUCGAGAGCAACUUUGUUCGCAGACCCAACGGCUCAAAAACGUCCUGCAGAACCUACGGAUGGUCUCGACGAUGCGAAACGACAAAAGCUUACGGCCGGUCCACGCAAAUUUCCUCCCAUGCCGCCACCACCAAACUCCUACGCUCAGCUGUAUACCCUGACAGAGGAUAUCAGCCUUCAACAAUUUGAUGUAACACUACUUCCACAUGACAUUGUCAGCACAGUUACCGGUGUCUUUUUGCAGCAUGUUGACUCAAACUUGCUUGAUGAAGCGAUCAAUGCGGUAAGAGCGAGAUACACCCAUCUCCAGAAAAUGAACCUGCCCACUCCAGUACCUGCGGUGCCACUGGCAGGCCCGACAGGUAUCGACGACGAAGACGAUUAUGACCCAGAGUUCCUCUCAGGUUCCGAACACAAUAUUGAGCCAACUACAGAGAAGGCUCUUGAACAACUCGCCCAACCUGCCAUCGAAUUGGGCCCAUUCGAACUCCCCAAACCUCCUCCCUUGACCGGUGCAGAGGUGGCCACGUUAUCUGACCAAACUGUCGGUCAUGUAUUUCAACUGGUGACCUCCUUGGACGCGGCCGGUCAGGCUCAUCCCAAGACCAAAGUCGGUUUCAAUCGACUAGCUGCAAGCACCAACGAUCGCGACUCUUGGAUUACGAUCCUUGUCCGUCUGGCAACAAGAGCGCCAUCGUGUCUAGAAGAUCUCGCACAUUCCUUGAGCGACGAUGAGAACGCUGGUGCAAUCGUGAAAUUGGAAGAUAUCGAGGCGCCAAAUGUCGCCAAUCGGAUCAGGCAGACGUUGUUCAUGUAUAUUCUAGAUGACUUCCGAUCUCGUCUGAACAUCGCCAUCUCAUGGCUGUCGGAAGAAUGGUACGCCGACAAGAUGACAGCCAAAACGCAUCCCGAGCUCCAACAUCUACCAAACUACAACAGAUGGGUACUUCGCAUUCUCGACCGCCUUCUGCCCUAUCUCGAUGCAAGAGAUAGGAACCUCUUGAUCCGGUUUUUGUCUGAAAUUCCCUCAAUCAAUCAAGAGCUCUUGAACAGGGUCAAAUCGUUGGCUAGAGAUCCUGAACGUCUCAGCAUGUGUAUACUUUCCAUGCAGUAUCUCCUGAUGAUGCGUCCACCUGUUCGGAAUCUGGUCCUAGACACGAUCCAAUCAAUCUGGCACGAAGGAGACUCGCAGGCCAAGACUGCGACAGCAAAAGUACUGACGAAAUGGAGGCCCGGUUUCUUGCAGGAAGCAGCGCGGGCAAAGGAGGAAGAGCUAGAAACAAACAACGAGGUCAAGUCAAAUGGCCUCAACAGUCCUCCUGCCGUCCCGACGGCUGAGCCCCUUGACCCAAGAAGAAGAAAUGUCAAGCCUGCAAUUGCUGCAGGAGAAGGUUGAUAUCCAUAAACCCUCAAGUGUAUUUUAGGUAGCAAUCACGAAUGUGAUAUGUGACUGGAUCGAGCCGACCGAGUACCUAAAGAAUCAUGAAAUGAC
Messenger RNA from Exophiala oligosperma, 2385 nucleotides. RefSeq lists its product as uncharacterized. NCBI's taxonomy places the organism in Eukaryota, Fungi, Ascomycota, Eurotiomycetes, Chaetothyriales, Herpotrichiellaceae. The transcript has 4 exons. Gene Ontology annotation, cellular component: mRNA cleavage and polyadenylation specificity factor complex. The record is from RefSeq and is a predicted model, not a curated record. Bases 1 to 2289 code for a protein of 762 amino acids.